Oreochromis niloticus (Nile tilapia) is the source of this 3510-nucleotide messenger RNA. RefSeq names its product HLF transcription factor, PAR bZIP family member b (gene hlfb). Gene Ontology annotation, biological process: regulation of transcription by RNA polymerase II. Gene Ontology annotation, cellular component: nucleus. Gene Ontology annotation, molecular function: RNA polymerase II cis-regulatory region sequence-specific DNA binding; DNA-binding transcription factor activity, RNA polymerase II-specific. The transcript has 4 exons. The record is from RefSeq and is a predicted model, not a curated record. The coding region runs from base 236 to 1159 and encodes 307 amino acids. NCBI's taxonomy places the organism in Eukaryota, Metazoa, Chordata, Actinopteri, Cichliformes, Cichlidae.
UCCAGCUUUGACGUCAGCAGUCCUCCGUUCUCACACAUGGGCUCGGUGCUCGGUCCGCAGCCCGGUCAGGCACCGCCGCACGCGCCAGCAGCAGGUCGUGUGUUGAGAGCAGCAGCUUUUAUUCUGAAAAGAUUUCUUUCCGCGUAGAUGUGAGGCCACAGCGCGAGGACAGCGCUCACCUUCCCGUGUCACACCUGCGGCUCUGCUCGGCUCGUUUCCCCGAACUGAAGUCCCGAUGCAAGGAGGCGUGAUGGAGAAGAUGUCCCGACACCCCGGCCCGCUCAGCCCGGGCUUCGUGCCCACGGCCACGCACGGAGUGCUCAAGUCUCUGCUGGAGAACCCGGUGAAGCUGCCGCUGCAGCACGAAGCUUUCAGCAAAGAGCAGGAGAAGGAGAAAAACCUAGAAGAAGAGCGCAGCGUCCCCCAGUCGGCCUUCCUGGGCCCCACGCUGUGGGACAAAACCCUCCCCUACGAUGGAGACACCUUUCAGCUGGAGUACAUGGACCUGGAGGAGUUUCUGUCUGAGAACGGGAUCCCCUCCAGCCCCUCCCAUCACCACCACAACCACCACCCACCACACGCUCCGCCACGCCAGCCGCCAAUCAUGGCCCCAGCCCCACCCACACCAGCACCCUCAGUGAUUGACCUUAGCAACCACGCCUCCACCUCUGUGCACACGACUGUCGUCUCCCCGAACUGCCUGCACGGCAGCCCGGCAGCAGCAGGCCUCCCAAACUCCCGAAACACUCCCAGCCCCAUCGAUCCAGACUCCAUCCAGGUCCCCGUCAGCUACGAGCCAGACCCGGCUGACCUGGCUCUGUCCAGCGUCCCGGGUCAGGAGAUCUUCGACCCGCGCAGGCGCAAGUUCUCGGCCGAGGAGCUGAAACCGCAGCCGAUGAUCAAGAAGGCUCGAAAGGUCUUCAUCCCGGACGAAAUGAAGCAGGAUGACAAAUACUGGGCCCGGCGCAGGAAGAACAACUUGGCUGCUAAGCGCUCCCGGGACGCCCGGCGCCUCAAGGAGAACCAGAUCGCCAUCCGGGCCAGCUUCCUGGAGAAGGAAAACUCUGCUCUGAGGCAGGAAGUGGCCGACCUGCGGAAAGAGCUCGGCCGCACCAAGAACAUCCUCGCCAAGUACGAGGCCCAGCACGGGCCGCUGUGAGGGAGCGGGACACACACACAUGUACAGAGUUCACACACACACCGCCAGCCAGCUCGUCUCACGGCUCCGAAGGGCUCGACUUACGGCAGGUUAGUCUGUGGACCAAUCAGAUCACAAACACAGAGGACACGCCUCCUCUCUGAUUUUGAUUCUGCCUCAAAACGUUCAGUUUUAAAACGUGUUCGCUGGGGACUACUUUCAGCGGCGGAUUAAUCCACACUGGUGCUGUAAAAUGACACACGAUGCAACUCAUUUAUAGUUUUGUUUUUUUCAUGUGCGUUGGCUUCACAUUACUUCCUGUUUGAGUCGAGCCCGUCACUCGGAGCUCUUACACACGCACACCUGUCACACACCUGUCGGGGCGUGUCUUCAGCCCUGUGAACUCUUCUCAUGGACUCCACUAACACUCACCUGACCUCUGACCCCUGCUCUCCCAGUGUCUGGCACUUUAAAGCUCCCCCCCCACAGGUGUGAACACACCUGUAAAUGAAUGUGUACCGCCUCCUGCCUCUCAGCUCCUGCUCUCUGUUGGUUUUUCUGUCGGGCCCUUUGAGGCCCCGCCCGGCCCUCAGCGCUGUUUCACAUUCACACUAACUUUAACCUGACUUCUCUUUUUUAACAAGUGCCCAAAAUGCCAAAAGUUUUAUAGCAACCUCCAGGAAAUGUUUUUAUAUUUGUCAGGAUAAUCAGACGUAAACGUCUUCAGGGAGUUCAGACAGGAAGCCAACGGGUGGGUGUGUUUUUGGAGCCCCCUGGUGGACGAGGGGUGCUCAGCAGCCGGUCUGAUCACUUUAAAGGGUCUGGCUGCAGGUUUUGACCUUUGACCUUCACUUUAGCAUGUUCAUGUUUGUGUUCAAUAGGAAAGCUGCUUCAGGUUUAGAAGUAAAAACAAACAAGCGCUGUAGAAAUGCAAGCACCGGCAUAAAGACGGUCGCUUCAGACGGCGUUCUCUGUUUCUCUGAGCGCUCCGCCAAUGAAAAACAAGCAAGAUUAAAGAGAUAAAAUGCACUUAAAUUUAUCUUAAAACAAUAAAAAAACAAAUUAAGAACAAGCUUUAAGAAAAUGGCUCGAAUGAGAGGAAACUUUAAAGAGGUAAAAACUAACCUGAAAUCAGAGUGCUCCUUCCUGUGCUGAUCGAGACGUUCUUCAUCGCCACAGUCUUCACAUCCUGGUUCAGUAAAUGUUUGGAAAGGUUGAUUCCAUAAAAAGGAGAGAUCUUUUCUGACGUGCAGCAUCAUCUUCGUCUCUUCUCUUUCUGUUUCUUCAAAUAAAAUCUAAUUCGGCGUGUUUCCAGGCUUCGCCUCGCACUGUCACUUAUUUCGGGUAAAUGUGGGAAGAUGGAGGUGAGCGUGGGGGUUUCUGCAGCGACUGUCCUGCUUCUCAUCUUCACGACUUUACCAUCACCUACACAUAUUACUUCUCUUUCUUAUUUUCUUUUUUGUGCGCGUCUUUACAACGUGUUCAAACCAAGCCGCGCUGACAGCUGAUUAAUGCUCAGCUGUCAUGUUUUUGUCUUUCUGUGAAAGUUUGAAUUUGUUUUGGAGCAAUUUUAUAAAUGUAAUUAUGUUAGCACACCUGCUGUCGCUUUACUCUUCAGGUACUUCAUCGUUAAAAGUACCUCUUCUGCUCGUUUCCACCUGCUAUAUUUUUAUUCUUGGAGCUUUAAUAAUCUUUAAACAUGUUCACUUUAAAGAGAGAUUUUGGAAACUCGCUCCGUUUGAGUGCAAUAGACGUUUCUUUCAGGUGUGAACUUUGACUUUUGUUUCCCACAUAGCUCAGCGACGCCCCCCGGUGGCCGAGUGAGACAUGAAUGUAUAUUUGGGAGCGUGGUGUCGUCUUAUACUGUGGGGUCACUUUACUCUUUACUACAGACCAAAAGACUACAGUGUAUACAGGAUAUAUUGAUAUACAUGACAGGGUUUAAUGUUUAUACAGAGUUGUUCUUGUUUUGUACAGUCUGUUUUCCUACGUAGAUAUUUCCCGUGUAUUUUGGAAAUCCUUUCAUAAAUCUGAAGCGUAUAUAUAUCACACAUAUAUAUUAUUAGAGUGGCGUGCCCGGCCGGGGCGUGCAAUGCAUGGGCAUUAACCUACCAGCCUCAUUUCACGUCUCACCCUUUUCUCCCCCACCCUCAGCACACCUGGGCAGGUUCCUUUAGUUUCAUGGCUGUAUUUGGCCCAGAGGAAUGUAACCCCCCCCCCAACAUGAUGCCCUCUUUUCUUGUCUUUUUUUUGUAUUCUUCCUUUUUAUCAUUUGCUGUGGUUUCUCCUUCUGCCUCCUGCUGUUUGAUUCUCCUGUAACUGUCCUUGAUUCUGUUUCUCAUGAUCAAAAUAAUAAAUACAAGUUUAAAUAC